Molecule: messenger RNA, 1443 nt
Organism: Kwoniella shivajii
Lineage: Eukaryota; Fungi; Basidiomycota; Tremellomycetes; Tremellales; Cryptococcaceae
Exons: 7
Coding region: 1-1443 (480 amino acids)
Biological process (GO): nucleocytoplasmic transport
Cellular component (GO): nuclear pore
Molecular function (GO): structural constituent of nuclear pore
Source: RefSeq, a predicted model, not a curated record
AUGUCAUUUGGAGGCUUCAAAUUCGGUGGUUCAUCCACCGCCCAACCUGCUGCACCCACAUUAUCACUCACAAACCCAACACCAGGCGCGACACCUUCGACCAGUGCUGCUGCUCCCUUCUCUUUCGGUGCUCCCGCUCAAGCUGCUGCGCCUUCGAAUACAGGAGGCGGCUUGUUCGGCAGUCAAAACCAAGGUCAAAGCCAGCAACAGCAACAAGGACAACCUGGAUCUUCUGCAGGAGAAACAGCAGGGUCACUAUUUGGUGGAUUCGGUGCUAAACCAAAUCCUCCAAGUCAACCUACUGGUGGAAGCCUUUUUGGUGGAUUUGGUGUCAAUACAAACCAGCAACAGCAGCAACAACAACAACCUGGACAAAGUGGUGGAACAGGAUUGUUCGGUUCAACAACUCAGCAACAACAACAACCUAAUUCAGGAAGUGGAUUAUUUGGUUCAACAAAUCAGCAAAAUCAAAAUCAAUCUUCAACAGGUGGAUUAUUUGGAUCUACUUCCCAACAACCUCAGAGUUCUGGUGGAUUGUUCGGGUCAACCCAGCAGCCUCAACAACAACAGCAACAGCAAGGGACAGGUUUAUUCGGUUCAACAAAUCAACCGCAACAACAACCACAACAGCAACAGCAACAGCAACAGCAACAGCAACAACAACCAUCAUCAAUAUUCGGUCAAGCAGGUCAGCCUCAAUCCUCUUCAUUGUUUGGUCAAACUGCCCCCGCACAAAAUCAGCAAUCCACUUUACAGACUUCCGCAAAUGGCCAAGGCAAUAAUGGUGGCAUAAACAAAACUACCAGAUUCGCUGAUUUACCGGAUGGGGUACAGAAAUACAUUGAACAGAUGGACAACGCAAUCAAAUCACAAAAAGCACAAGGAUCAGGGAUGAACAUCGAGGGUCUCGGAAGAGCGAUCUGGCAAACUAGUUUAGACGUGAAAGCAGCAAACGAAGAACACUCUGCAAUUUCUCAUACGCUCAAAUCCCUCUCCACUUCUCUCACUCAACUUCGAGAGCGAAUGAUCAAUGAAGGUCGAGACGUAGAACGCGUCAAAGAGAUCUGGGACGUGUACAGAUCAGCUGAAGGAAGAAUGGGUCAAGUAAGAUUAGGUGCAUACAGGGACUUCCCUCAGGAGUUCUUCGCUAAGAUAGCAGAUCAGAUGGAAGAACGUGUGGGAAGGUAUAAGAAGACGAUUUCUCAAUUGAACCGUGCUAUGGUUUCAUUAUCUUCAGAAACAAAUACACCUUCUCCACAAGCUAUAGCUCAAACCAUACAAAACCAUCAACACGCGAUGCUAGCUUUAGCAGCGUUAUUAGAUGGAUUACAAUUACGUAUGAACGGAUUGAGAUCUGCUUUUGCUGAAGAAUGGAGGGAAAAGACUGGAAGCGUGAGGGAUCCUUUCGAAAUUGCUAGAGAGGAAAAGGCCGUAAAAGCUUAG